Acomys russatus (golden spiny mouse) is the source of this 504-nucleotide messenger RNA. RefSeq names its product histone H2A.V. Gene Ontology annotation, molecular function: protein heterodimerization activity; DNA binding; structural constituent of chromatin. NCBI's taxonomy places the organism in Eukaryota, Metazoa, Chordata, Mammalia, Rodentia, Muridae. The record is from RefSeq and is a predicted model, not a curated record. The transcript has 5 exons. Gene Ontology annotation, cellular component: nucleosome. Bases 95 to 481 code for a protein of 128 amino acids.
CCGGGCAUUGUCCGGUUCUGGCAGCGACGGUCCGGCUGCGAGAGCGGCGGCGGCGGCGGCGCGGGGCGGCAGUGGGCGUCGCGCGGCCAAGACCAUGGCUGGAGGCAAAGCUGGAAAAGAUAGCGGGAAGGCCAAGGCCAAAGCGGUGUCUCGCUCACAAAGAGCUGGGCUACAGUUUCCUGUGGGCCGCAUCCACAGACAUUUGAAGACGCGCACCACAAGCCAUGGACGGGUGGGUGCCACUGCUGCUGUGUACAGUGCCGCAAUUUUGGAGUACCUCACAGCUGAGGUGCUGGAGUUGGCAGGUAAUGCUUCUAAAGAUCUCAAAGUAAAGCGCAUCACCCCACGUCACUUGCAGCUUGCAAUCCGAGGAGAUGAAGAGUUGGAUUCGCUGAUAAAGGCUACCAUAGCUGGAGGCGGAGUGAUCCCGCACAUCCAUAAGUCUCUGAUUGGGAAGAAGGGACAGCAGAAAACUGCCUAGGACAUGAGCUGACCAGCGGCUCU